AUGGAAUUGAUGAUGCUAAAAUAAAACAUGUAAAUCAAGCUUUGAUUCAGUGGUUUGUUUGUUCUGGGAUACCAUUUGUAGCAGCAGAUUCACCAUUUUUUAUUGACUUUACCAAAUCUCUUUGUUAUGACUACAAUCCACCACAUAGAACAACUUUAUCUGAGUCAUUAUUGAAUUCAGAAAUUGCAAGGAUUACAUUAAAAAUAGAUAAUAUUUUAAAAAAUGCUACAAAUCUUACCUUAU
Messenger RNA from Entrophospora candida, 243 nucleotides. NCBI's taxonomy places the organism in Eukaryota, Fungi, Glomeromycota, Glomeromycetes, Entrophosporales, Entrophosporaceae. The record is from the annotation of a GenBank genome assembly.